Messenger RNA from Austrofundulus limnaeus, 499 nucleotides. RefSeq lists its product as uncharacterized. Gene Ontology annotation, molecular function: methyltransferase activity. The record is from RefSeq and is a predicted model, not a curated record. NCBI's taxonomy places the organism in Eukaryota, Metazoa, Chordata, Actinopteri, Cyprinodontiformes, Rivulidae.
GGGUACGUGUACAGCUCAGCAUCUCGUCUGUUUGGCCUUGAAGUGAACGAGGACUUCGUCAGGCUCCAGAAUGACAUUGUGCACAAAUAUAAAUUGUGUGACAGAGUUCAGGUUGUCCACGCUGAUGUGUGCACACAASAGGUUCUGCUGCAGAGCACUGAUGUUCUGAUCAUGAACAACGUCUUUGAAUAUUUUCUGGAGUCUAGCAAACAAGUCAGUGCGUGGAGGUUCAUCAUGCAGACCUUCAGGAAGACAGGAUCUCUGCUGGUUACUGUUCCCAGUCUGCAGGAGAGUCUGAAUGCUCUGCAGGUGGCGCUGGAGCCUGGCUGGGUGGAGGAGCUCCCUGUGGACUAUAAUGUUUAUCUGGGCAGAGAUACAGACCCUGAAGCCCUCAGACAGAUCCACCUCUACAGAGUUCUGUGACAGCAGAAACUACACAUAGAGACGGGGGGCUUAAAUCCCACCUGUCCUGUUCCCCACCAUCACACUGACAGCUAAA